Molecule: messenger RNA, 1228 nt
Organism: Striga asiatica
Lineage: Eukaryota; Viridiplantae; Streptophyta; Magnoliopsida; Lamiales; Orobanchaceae
Source: the annotation of a GenBank genome assembly
AUUUUUGACGGGCCUCAAUAGGGGCACCAAACAUAGGAUAAUUGUGGGAUUAGGAGUGUUAUCCUGACCUACCCUACUUAGCAAAGGAGACCUAAAACCUAAAAGUACUCCACAGCAGCUGCUGAGGAAAAGAACACGUCGACAAGCAUACGUGUCAGAACACCAUUGGACGCUGAUGUCGGAACUCCACAAGAUUUAGUAACAACGGGACAGCCCAUCUCAUACUCUUCUGAGCUUCUCAAACAAGACUGAACCGAAGGGAUCAAACAAACAUCGAUCCAAGAAGAAGAUGGCGACCUGUAGGGGACUGCAUAUACUCUUCGCUCUGAUACUCUUCACCAUCUUAGCCCCCAAUCAGGCGAAGAAAUCAAAGGAAGAUUUGAAGACUGUGACGCAUAAAGUUUUUUUCGAUGUUGAGAUUGAUGGAAAACCUGCCGGACGUAUUGUCAUGGGCCUCUUUGGAAAAACAGUUCCCAAGACAGUAGAAAAUUUUAGAGCUUUGUGCACAGGUAUAAUCCCUUUCCUAGUUCUCUUGUUGAUAUUGAUUAGUUUUCACAUGCAAUUGGCACUAAUGGCACUCUACGAUUUUUUAGGGGAGAAAGGUAUUGGUAAAAGUGGGAAGCCCCUGCAUUACAAGGGAAGCACAUUCCAUAGAAUUAUUCCCAGCUUCAUGAUUCAAGGAGGUGACUUUACCCUCGGUGAUGGAAGAGGUGGAGAAUCAAUUUAUGGGGAAAAAUUUGCCGAUGAGAAUUUCAAGAUCAAGCAUACCGGACCUGGGUUUCUGUCAAUGGCAAACGCGGGGACUGAUACUAACGGUUCGCAGUUUUUCAUCACCACUGUGACAACCAGCUGGUUGGAUGGCCGCCAUGUUGUGUUUGGAAAGGUUUUGUCUGGAAUGGAUGUGGUCUACAAGAUGGAGGCUGAAGGUAGGCAGAGCGGGACACCUAAAAGUAAAGUUGUGAUUGCAGAUAGUGGGGAACUCCCCUUGUAAUUGCUUUUCCUCUUUACCUGAAAUGGGGGUAUCUGUUUCUUUAUAUAUUUAGAAAUGUAGACUUACAAAGCGGCAUCAACUUUCAUUAUCUUGCUAUAAUGGUGAGCUCGAUUGUCUCUUGGAACUUUUAUAGGAAGGAUGAGUUCAUUAUCAGACUAAAUCUGUCUUCUUCUUUUUUUCGUGGGGUAUCAUACAUAUAUAUAUAUUUUUUUAUCAUUUGCAGAAGUUAAAUAGCAC